This is a messenger RNA of Engraulis encrasicolus (European anchovy), 903 nucleotides long. RefSeq names its product E3 ubiquitin-protein ligase TRIM17-like. NCBI's taxonomy places the organism in Eukaryota, Metazoa, Chordata, Actinopteri, Clupeiformes, Engraulidae. Gene Ontology annotation, molecular function: zinc ion binding. Bases 38 to 898 code for a protein of 286 amino acids. The record is from RefSeq and is a predicted model, not a curated record. The transcript is spliced from 3 exons.
UCCCGCAGCCUGGCCUGCCCUUAUCCAACGGCGGGAGAUGAGCUCUACUACCAGUGGUUCGCGGCGGUCCUCUUUGGCGUCUGCGGCAUUCUCACUUAGCUCAGCAUGGACAAGAAGCUCCACAGCCUCCUCUCGGCGUGCAAGCUCCCCAGGUUCGCGGCCUGCUAGCUCCGCAAGCUCCACAGGCUCGGCAGCUUCGGCAGGUUUAGCAGGCUGCAGCCAUGGGGAGAGAGAAAUGGUUAUCUACUGCGACACCUGCUCGCUGCCACUAUGCGACGAGUGCUUGGAGGGUGACACACACCCUGGACACAACUUUAAGACAAUAGAGGAGGCAUGCCAAGACCAACAGAAUAAACUUGCAGAGCAGUUACGUUAUUUACGGGCCAAGCUUGCUGAGCAGGGAGACAUUCAACAAUGGACGAGAAGACAAAAAGAACACCUUGAAGGGGAAAUCAAGCAGGCGCGCGAUCACCUCAACAGGCAGUAUGAGCAGCUCACGACCCUGCUGACAGGCAAUGAGGAGCAGGCCAUGCGGCUGCUGGACGUCCAGAGGGAUAGCCAGAGGAAACCUCUGUAUCGCCUGCAGGAGGACACCGAGAGGUACAACACCCAGGGGAAGAGACUCCAGGAGCAGAUAGCGAGCUUGAAAGACCGCAUCAAAAGCACAUCAUCUGCUGACGGACAAAAGCCAUCGGCAUCGUAUUACGCAGACAUACUGGUAAGCCUGGAAGCAUUUUCUACAGUAGGCUAUAUAGUAGUGGUGUCAACAAUAAUCGAUUCGGCAAUACAUCGCAAUGCGGGGCAGGACAAUUCAAUUCAAUUCGGCAAGUGCCAUAAUCGAUGCGGCAUACUUUUUCAAGUUUCAAUUACUUCUGUGUAUAUUUCCGGAGCAAGUUAACAUUU